This is a messenger RNA of Lutra lutra (Eurasian river otter), 4365 nucleotides long. It is a transcript of the gene ATP8B3, whose product is annotated as ATPase phospholipid transporting 8B3. NCBI's taxonomy places the organism in Eukaryota, Metazoa, Chordata, Mammalia, Carnivora, Mustelidae. Gene Ontology annotation, molecular function: ATP binding; ATPase-coupled intramembrane lipid carrier activity; magnesium ion binding. The record is from RefSeq and is a predicted model, not a curated record. The transcript is spliced from 28 exons. Bases 241 to 4266 code for a protein of 1341 amino acids. Gene Ontology annotation, cellular component: plasma membrane. Gene Ontology annotation, biological process: phospholipid translocation; Golgi organization.
GCGGCGCCCCUGCUGCUGUGCGUCCCCGGGCGCCCGCGCACCCUCUCUGGACUCCGCCCAGCCUGGGGGUGUGAGGUCGCGGCGGCCGCGGCGGGGCGUCGCUGGAGGUUCGCGCGGGGCGGAGUCCAGUGGGGGUGCCGCAGCGCCCGGGGUGCUGUGGACCCAGGUCUCCCGUCCAGGGAGUGUCCGGCGCCUGGGCCACCGCCGCUGCGGGAUGCUCGAGUCUUCUGCCCCACCAGCAUGGGCAGUCUCGCCUACCGAGAGGACUUGGAGGAGGAGAACUCAGCGUUCACCUGGGAGGUGAAGGCCAACAGCAGGGCCUACAACAACCGGUUCAAGAAGAGCUUCCUGUGUUGGCAGAGGCAAAAGCAUAAGAGCAAUGUCAUCAACACGGCCAAGUACAACGUCUUCUCCUUCUUGCCCUUGAACCUGUAUGAGCAGUUCUGCCGCAUCUCCAACCUCUACUUCCUUCUCAUCAUCAUUCUCCAGGGCUUCCCUGAGAUCUCCACGCUGCCCUGGUUCACUCUUUUUGCCCCACUCGUGUGCCUCCUUGUCAUCCGGGCCACCCGCGACCUGGUAGACGACAUCGGGCGACAUAGGAGCGACAGGCUCAUCAACAACAGACCCUGCCAGAUCCUGGUGGGGAAGAGCUUCCUGUGGAAGAAAUGGGCGAACCUGUGUGUGGGAGACGUGGUCUGUUUGCACAGAGACAACAUCGUCCCGGCCGACCUGCUCCUGCUGGCCAGCACGGAGCCCAGCAGUCUGUGCUACGUGGAGACCGCAGACAUUGACGGGGAGACCAACUUGAAGUUCCGGCAGGCCCCGCUGGUCACCCACCUCGAGCUGACCAGUGUGAGGAGCAUGGCUUCCUUCCAAGGCAAGGUGGUGUGUGAAGAGCCCAACAGCCGUCUGCACCACUUUGUGGGGUGCCUGGACUGGAACGGCAGGAAGCACCCGCUGGACAGCGGCAACAUGCUUCUGCGCGGCUGCAGGGUUCGGAACACGGACACCUGCUACGGGAUGGUCAUCUAUGCGGGCUUUGACACCAAGAUCAUGAAGAACUGUGGCAGGAUCCACCUGAAGAGAACCAAGAUCGACCGGCUGGUGAACCGGCUGGUGGUGCUGAUCUUCGUGUCCCUGGUGCUGGUCUCCAUGGCCCUGAGCUUGGGCUUCUGGUUCAAGGUGAGGGAGUUCAAGGCCAGGCACUACUACAUGUCCUCCCGGUACCUGUACAGCGCGGCCACGGAGACCUUCUUCAUCUUCUGGGGCUUCCUCAUCCUGCUGAGUGUCAUGGUGCCCAUGGCCAUGUUCAUCAUGGUCGAGUUUAUCUACCUGGGGAACAGCAUGUUCAUCAACUGGGAUGUGGAGAUGUACUACGUCCCGCAGGACGAGCCUGCCAGGGCCCGCAGCACCAGCCUCAACGACCAGCUGGGCCAGGUGCAGUACGUCUUCUCGGACAAGACCGGCACGCUCACCCAGAACAUCAUGACCUUCAAGAAAUGCUGCAUUGGGGGCGUCACCUACGGCCCCGAUGAAGAGGAGGACACCCCACAUAAGGAGAACCCCUACCUCUGGAACGAAUUUGCUGAUGGGAAGUUGCUUUACCAAAACGCUGAGCUCCUAUGUGCCGUCCGGGACAACGAGGACAAAACGGUGCGCGAGUUCUGGCGCUUGCUGGCCAUCUGCCACACUGUGAUGGUGCAGGAGGAGGACCACCAGCUGGUGUACCAGGCGGCAUCCCCUGACGAGGAGGCACUGGUCACGGCGGCCCGGAACUUCGGGUACGUGUUCGUGGCACGCACACAGGACAGCAUCACGGUGAUGGAGCUGGGGGAGAAGCGGGUGUACAAGGUUCUGGCCAUGAUGGACUUCAACAGCAUACGCAAGCGCAUGUCCGUACUGGUCCGCAGCCCUGAGGGCUCCAUCUACCUCUACACCAAAGGCGCUGAUGUCGUUAUCUUUGAGCGCUUGCACAAGAGAGGCACGAAAGAGUGGGCCACAGAGGAGGCCUUGGCUUCCUUCGCUGAGCAGACGCUGCGGACCCUGUGCCUGGCGUACAAGGAGGUAGGGGAGGACGCGUACGAGGAGUGGCGCCAGCGACACCAGGAGGCCAGUGUCCUGCUGCAGAACCGGGCCCACGCCCUGCACCAGGUGUACGAGGACAUGGAGCAGGGCCUCCAGCUGCUGGGAGCCACGGCCAUUGAGGACAGACUGCAGGACGGCGUCUGUGACACCAUCAAGUGCCUCACGCAGGGGAACAUCAAAGUGUGGGUGCUCACGGGGGACAAGCAAGAGACCGCGGUGAACAUCGGGUUUGCCUGCCAGCUCCUCUCGGAGAGCAUGCUAAUCCUGGAGGAGAAGGAGAUCGUCCGCAUCCUGGAGGCGUCCUGGGAGACCAACAACAACUUGCCGCUUGGUAAAGGCCGUCGGAAGAACCUGUUCCUGCCACGUGUCAAGGUGGCCAUGGUCAUUAGCGGGGAGUUACUGGACCAGCUCCUGCUGUCCCUGCGCAAGGAGCCCCGGGUGCUGGUCCACAACGUGAACGAAGAUGGGGACGAGUCGUGGCAGGAGCCAGACGAGCAGAGGGAGGACUUCCUGCAGGACCGGCGCCUGUCCCUGAUGUGGCGGAUCCUCGGGAUCCAGCUGAGGGCCACGGUCACACCGCAGGUCACGGGCUCCAACACCAGCACCAGCGAGAGCCCCGAGGUGCGGCGGGAGCAGGCCUUCGUGGAGCUGGCAUCCCAGUGCCAGGCGGUCAUCUGCUGCCGCGUGACGCCCAAGCAGAAGGCUUUGAUUGUGGCACUGGUCAAGAAAUACCAGCGCGUGGUGACCCUGGCCAUCGGGGAUGGCGCCAACGACAUCAACAUGAUCAAGACUGCGGACAUCGGCGUGGGGCUGGCGGGGCAGGAGGGCAUGCAGGCCGUGCAGAACAGCGACUAUGUGCUGGCCCAGUUCUGCUUCCUGAAGCGGCUGCUGCUGGUGCACGGGCGCUGGUCCUACAUGCGGGUCUGCAAGUUCCUGCGCUAUUUCAUUUACAAGACGGCGGCCAGCAUGAUGGUGCAGAUCUGGUUCUCCUUCUACAACGGCUUCUCCGCCCAGCCUCUGUAUGAAGGCUGGUUCCUCGCCCUCUUCAACCUGUUGUACAGCACGCUCCCCGUCCUCUACAUCGGGCUCUUCGAGCAGGACGUGAGUGCCGAGCGGAGCCUGGAGCUGCCCGAGCUGUACAUCGCAGGCCAGAAGGACGAGCUCUUUAACUACUGGGUCUUUCUCCAGGCCCUUGCCCAUGGCACGGUCACCUCCCUGGUCAACUUCUUCAUGACCCUGUGGGUCAGCCACGACUCGGCCGGGCCCGUCAGCUUCAGCGACUAUCAGUCUUUCGCUGUGGUCGUGGCCAUGUCGGGCCUGCUGUCCAUCACCAUGGAGGUCGUACUUGCCAUCAGAUACUGGACGGUGCUGUCCGUGCUCGCCGUCUUCCUCAGUCUCUUCUUCUACGUGCUUGCGACUUUGGUCAGCCAGAGCCUCUGGCUCUUCCAGAUCUCACCCAAGACCUUCCCGUUUCUGUAUGCUGACCGCUACGUGCUGUCCCAGCCCUCCAUCCUGCUGGUCGUUCUGCUGAACGUGUCCCUGAACACUCUACCCACACUGGCCCUCCACGUCAUUUGCCAGGCCCUCAAGAAGGCGGGCCCCAAGGAGGGGGAGGAGGUCCCCAGCGAGGAAGUCGUGGCAGUGGAGCCCGGGCCCUACCCGCAGCGGGGGUCGCGCGGCCGCCGCUCCAGCUACGCCUUCUCCCACCGCGAGGGCUACGCGGACCUCAUUACGCAGGGCACCAGCCUGCGCAAGGCGCCCGCGCUCGGCGGCGACGUGCUGGGAGCGCGCGCGGCGGCCCCCGAGCCAGAGCCGGGCGCCAGGGAGUCGCUCCGGUCGCGCGCGAACACGCGGGCCCCGGGGAGGAGGCGGCCGCCGCCCCAGGACCCGACGUCCGCGGAGGACGCGCCGAGCCCGGGCGCCCCCGAGGACCGGCCGUCCGGGUCCCGCCGGGAGCCGCCGCCCGCGGGGCAGAAGGACAGGGAGGCCCCGUGGAAGGCCCCGCUAGAGUCCUGGAGGAGCUGGUCCUCUGGCUGGCGGCAGCGGCUGCAGGGCCCCAGGCGGCGCGCGGCGUCCCUCCCCGGCCGGACCCCCGCGCCCGCCGCGCACCCGCCGCCCCCCGGAGGCCCGCGUGCGCCCGCGGAGUCCGUCCCCUCGGGGAAGACGCUGUCUUCGCUGUAGCGGCUGCGGGAGCCCCGGCACCGGCCACCCGCGCGCGGCCCUCCCCGAACGCCCGGCUCCGCGCUCCGCGCUCGCCAAUAAAGCGGGGCGCGCCGCCCC